CAUUAGCUCUUUUAAUUUAUUUCAACAGCAACACAAAAUCGUUGAAUGAAAUAAGUUAGACAUUACUUCGCUCAGUCUGUUUUGUCGUUUUGUUUAACAACGAUUGUUUAUAAUUUCCUGACCGUUAUAAUGACAAGUUAAAGAUUCAUUUAUAUUGUAAUUCUGUAAGUGUUAAUUACUACCGCCAUAUUUCUUGUACGAAGGGGUUUCUUUAACAAAUUUAUAAAACAAUUGCAUUAGAUCGGUUUUAAAAUACAAAAAGGAAACACUUUAUUGUUGUCUUUUUGGCGUGUAAGUGAACGCAAUGGUACAUCUUUAUUUUGUAGAUUAUAAUUGUUUUAAAAUAUAUUUAAAGAAAUAACCUAAAAUUUAUUAAACUUUAUGUUAUUAAUUAAACGAGCGUAAAGGUUUCAAUCUCAGAAGUAAAUGUGUUUUAAUGACUUAUGAAGAUAAUAAGUAAAAUUAACUUAAAAGAAAUAUAUUGCUAAACUAAUAAUAAACACCUGUGCUGAAAUCAAGAUGCUCAUUUCACGUCUUACUUUUCUAUUAGUGGUAUACUAUCUUAUUGAAAUUGAUUGCGCUGCGUUACCGUCUUUUAGUGAUAUGCUAGAGGAAACUUCACAGAAACCGGAUAUUAAAGCCAUGAUUCCUUUAUUUAAAGAAAUGCAAAAACCUUCAAUUGAAGAACGCAAUCCUCAGAAACUUUUAUAUAUUCUCGGAAACAGUUAUGACUCAGAAUUUUCUUCUAUUGCAAAACCUCCUUCAAUGAAAGCACGCGAACCCAGCACUGACGAUUUAGAUACCGACAUACCUUCUAGUAUGAAAACACACCCAACUAUGAGCGAAGAGGUCCUUAAUGCAAAGUUUUCUGCCAAAGUAAAAGGUAAAAAGAAGGAAUUCGGGAAACGUUUAACUGAAAAAAUGCAAAAUUAUUUAUGGAACUUAUCAAAAUGCCCCGUCAAGUAUAAAUGGAUUGACUUGGGUGAAAAUAUUUUUCCACAAUAUAUCAAAAGAGGUUCGUGUUCAAAGAAGAAAACAUGCUCUUUUCCUGCUGGUAUGACAUGCGAAGAGUCAAAAUGGAAAUCUGUAGACAUAUUGUUAUACACAUGUUUGAAGGAGUAUAACUCUGUUUCUCUUGACUGUAAAUGGCGUCCUAUGCCAGUCAAUAUAUUAACUGAAUGUUCUUGUCAGUGUAAGAAACAAACAGAAUAGCGAAUGGUUUCGUUGUCCGAGAGAAUAUCUUUUACACUACCACACGGAAAUGACGUCAUUGUUUGUGACUAAAAAACAAUUAAUGUUAAAUUAGAUGGCUUUUAAUUUUUUAAAAAAAUUAAUAACCGUAACCAUUAAUGACCGUAACCACCAGUACGACCAUCAUAGACAUCAUUGACCACAAGUUAGGCGAACAUGUUCAUCAACAUUUAUUUAGAAGUUGCAAUUGACAAAGUACUUUGCUAAAAAAAAAUUCUUAUAAAAAGUUUGCUUAUCAGGCUGAAACUUAAUUUUCUGAGAGUUAAAGAAGUAUAUAUAUAUUUUCGUUGUUAACGGGGAAAAACCUUUUGAUUGUUUGGUAUUCAAUCGAGCUGAUUGGAAUACGUCAUACGUUUAGUCAUGCGCAUACAAUCAGCGAAUUUUCAAUAAAAAAAAUUAACUUAAUUUUUUUCUGUAGAAGACUUAAUUUAUUUUGCAUAUAAAAAAAUCUUAUUUAUUUAAAAAAGCAUAUUGAUACAUACAUACAUACAUACAUACAUACAU
Molecule: messenger RNA, 1755 nt
Organism: Hydra vulgaris (swiftwater hydra)
Lineage: Eukaryota; Metazoa; Cnidaria; Hydrozoa; Anthoathecata; Hydridae
Product: noggin-like
Biological process (GO): dorsal/ventral pattern formation; negative regulation of BMP signaling pathway; negative regulation of cell differentiation
Source: RefSeq, a predicted model, not a curated record